AUGAUUCAAUAGAAAAGAAAUAAUUUCAAUUCUGAAUUUGAUCUAGUGCAGCUCCAAUAACUUAAGGAAUACAUUUUGUUGAAUAAGCAUCUUACAGUAUAUUAUGUGUAUUUCUUUUAGACUCAAAUUCAAAUCUGAUUCUUCAUCCUCUACUGUCAAUAGAUAGUAUAAUUCUUGGGCUACUUCCAUCUGGCCUUGAUGUUGUUUGACUUCAUUCACCAAUUAAGUAAAUGCACAUAUGACUCCAUUAGUAGCCUCAAAAGAUAUCGAAGUAGUGAUGAAUGCCAUUUUUAUGCAUUUCAAACUUCUAUGA
This is a messenger RNA of Paramecium octaurelia, 313 nucleotides long. The record is from the annotation of a GenBank genome assembly. NCBI's taxonomy places the organism in Eukaryota, Ciliophora, Oligohymenophorea, Peniculida, Parameciidae.